AUGUCAGGUUCAGUCCCCCAUCCCUUCGAUCCUCUCAGCGGAGAGGAAAUUCGCCUCGCUACCUCUAUUGUGCGCAAAGAGCAUGGUGAUGCAGUCCACUUCCACGUCAUAACGCUCCAGGAGCCGCGCAAGGCUGAGAUGGUCGCCUGGCUUGCCAAUCCAUCCAGCGGCGCCAGGCCUCGACGUGUUGCAGAAGUUGUUAUUAUUGAUCCCAGAGAUGGCAAAGGCCAUGUCUACGAUGGUCUCGUCGACUUGAAGAGUCAAAGGAUCACAAAGUGGGAGCGCGCUGAAGGACAGCAGCCCAUCCUCAUCGUCGAAGAAAUGCUCGAAGUCGAACAAGCGUGUCGCAAAGACCCCCAAGUCAUUGAGCAAUGCCGAAUUAGCGGAAUCGCCGCAGACGAGAUGCACAAAGUCUUCGCCGACCCAUGGACCAUCAGUCACGACACUCGAUAUGGUAGCAGCACACGCCUUUUCCAAGGCUUGAUGUACUUCCGUCCAGAUGUCGAUAACUGCCAAUACCAAUAUCCUCUUGACUUCCAUCCGAUCUAUGAUCCCAGGAAGAAAGAGGUCAUCGCUAUCGAUAUUCCUCGCGUUCGACGACCUCUCCAAAGAAACAAGGCGGUGGAUUAUCAUCAUCUGUAUAUCCAGAAAGAGGGCGGCUAUAGAAAGGACUUGAAGCCGAUUUACAUCUCCCAGCCAGAAGGCGUUUCGUUCAAUAUCAACGGGAGGGAACUCGAGUGGCAGAAUUGGAAGUUUCAUAUUGGCUUCAAUUAUCGUGAGGGUAUUGUCUUCAACAACAUUACCUUCAACGAUAAGGGAAACGUCAGGCCAAUCUUCUAUCGCAUGUCUCUUUCCGAGAUGGUCGUUCCCUAUGGUCACCCCGAGCCUCCUCAUCACCGCAAACAUGCCUUCGAUCUGGGCGAGUAUGGUGCCGGAUAUCUGACAAACAGUCUCUCACUUGGCUGUGACUGCAAGGGUGCCAUUCAUUAUCUCGAUGCAGAGCUGCCAACUCAGACCGGUCAGAUCCGCAAGAUUGAGAAUGCCAUAUGCAUCCAUGAGGAAGACGAUGGCAUUCUGUUUAAGCACACCGACUUCCGAGACAACUCGACCAUUGUCACGCGUGCUCGAAAGCUUAUCGUUCAGCAUGUCUUUACUGCUGCCAACUAUGAGUAUGCCAUUCAAUGGGUGUUUCACCAGGACGGAACAAUCCAGCCUGAUAUCAAGCUCACAGGUAUCCUCAACACCUAUGUCAUGAACCCCGGUGAGGAUCUUCAAGGCUAUGGAACGCAUAUCGAACAAAAAUAG
Molecule: messenger RNA, 1305 nt
Organism: Fusarium proliferatum ET1
Lineage: Eukaryota; Fungi; Ascomycota; Sordariomycetes; Hypocreales; Nectriaceae
Product: putative peroxisomal amine oxidase (copper-containing)
Exons: 5
Coding region: 1-1305 (434 amino acids)
Biological process (GO): amine metabolic process
Molecular function (GO): quinone binding; copper ion binding; primary methylamine oxidase activity
Source: RefSeq, a predicted model, not a curated record